GGAUUCCUCAGUACCACUUUAUAUUAUUACUAUUAGCUAUAAUACUAAAGACACUAAAGAGACGCAAAACAUUCAAGAUAGUAUAAUUUACUUUUGUUAAAAAAUAAAAAAACAAGAAAAAUAAAAAAAAGUUACUAUAGUAAAUUCAGUAUUUAGAAUCAUAAAAUGCAAAAUCCUCAAAAUAUUCAUCUUGAUUCUAUCCAAAAAACUCAACUUAUUAAUGCUAAACCAAUUAUAAUCAAUCAAUUUAACCAGAACCAUAAUUACAGUCAUACCAAUAACAGUCUCACCAAUCAUUCUAAAAAUCACCCUAAUCCUAGUAACAACACUUUAAAUAACACUCUAAAUAACAGUAACAAUAGCAUUAACAAUAUUAAUAAAAUGAGUUUUCAAUCCAAUAAUUAUUUUAACAAUACCAUAUCAAGCCCAAGAGCUGAUGCACCCUCAUCUUUUAGAAACUCAAAUUCGUUCACUGGCAAUAACUCCUUUAUAAAUCAUAUAAUCAAAGUGUCAACAAACAAUAGCAAUGCAUCUAAUGCAUCGAAUAUAAGUAAUAGUAGUAACCACUCCAAUAACUCGAAUACAAGUAACACUAGUAAUACAACGAAUAAUUCAUUAAACGAAUCAAAUUCCUUUUUCAAUAACAUUAAUAAAUUUAAAAAUACACACAAUCAUUCUUCUAUCACAACAUCAAAUUCCAAUUCCAAUAUCAAUUCCAAUAUCAAUUCCAAUUCCAAUUCUCAUUCAAAGUCAAAUUCAAAUUCAAAUUCAAAUUCAAACUCAUUUUCUCAUUCAAGUUCUUUUUCAAAUUCUUUUUCUCACUCUAGUUCAAAUUCAAGUUCAAAUCUAAAUAUUCUUAAUACUAAUACUAAUACUAAUGCUAACACUAAUAAACCUAGACAAUCCUUGUUAACUUCGAAACUAUCAAAAUCAAUUCAAAAUCAAAAUCAAAAUCAAAAAGAGAAUAACAACACUAAUGUUAAUAACAGCAUCAACUCAGUGUAUAGCUAUCAUCAUAAUCCUCCAAAUGUAAUAUCGUCAUCUUAUUCAAACAACUCUACUCUUAGUCUUCAUAAUAACAAUACUAGCAAUACUAAUGGGUUCAUCCCAUACUUUGAUAAUUCAAAGAAAAAUGGAUUUGUUAUACCUCAAACUUCUCAACCAACUACUAAUACAACCAACAUUAACGUAUCAAUGGAGACAAACGAACCUUCUUCUUCUUUAAACUCAGCGUCUUCCUCCAAGACACUAAUCCAAUCGACAAUUUCCAAUAACAAUACGAACAAUCCCAAUAAAACUACUACUAAUAAUAAUAAUAACAAUAAAAUAAGAUCAAAUAUAAUCACUCAACACGCAAGAUCGUUAUCUUCGCUUUCUUCAGCUGCUUCGUCUCAAAAUUUAAAUUCAAACCAAAAUAACUACGAUCCUAACAUCAAUCUUAAUGGUAACCAUGCUAAUAACACUGGCGGCAGCAGCAGUCAAUACCACUUGAACAUCGUUGAUUUCCCAACCAACGAUUUGUUACUAAUGUUGGCGGCUUUGUUGGCAAGAAUUGUUGAAGCUAAUGAUGCAAUACAUCCGAACCAUUUCAACAAGAACCAUACCGACGACGAUAGCGAGCAUAGUAAUAAUAGCAACAGUAGUCUGAAAAACAGUGGAUACAACCACGACAAUUCCAACAGCAAGUUUAACAGUCACAAGCAAAACAACAACGACGACAGAAUAAGUAAUCUUAAGACCAAUGUUUUGGCGUUUCAUGGGAAGAACGUUCCGUCGAUUUCAAUAUAUAGUUAUUUACAGAGAAUACUGAAGUACUGUCCAUUGACAAACGAGGUGUUUUUGAGUUUGUUGGUCUACUUUGACAGAAUUGCUAAGAAAGUGAACAAUGCGAACAGUAGCAAGGAGAGCCUGAAGAGUAAAGAGGCCAACGAGCAGGAGAAUGGGCUUUUGAAGGACGACAAAGAGGUUGAUGCUGAUGGAGAUGUGGACAUUGGCGAGGACGAGCACAGCGAAGGUGGAAGCCAGUUGUUUGUGAUGGACUCGUACAACAUCCAUCGCUUGAUCAUCUCAGGCAUCACAGUGUCGUCCAAGUUCUUCUCAGACGUGUUCUACAAAAACUCGCGAUACGCCAGGGUGGGAGGAUUGCCCAUCGACGAGUUGAACCACUUGGAGUUGCAGUUCUUGUUGUUGAUGAAGUUCAAGUUGAUGAUCCAGGUAGAGGAGUUGCAGAAAUAUGGCGACUUGUUGUUCAAGUUCUGGAAGCGCGAGCAGAUGAAGGGCUCGUCUUUUGCAGCACACUGAGCUCUGUAGUUGUAUACGAUUCUUUUGAUCCCUUUGAUUCCUUUGAUUUGAUUCCUUCAAUUUGGUUCUUUUGAUUCGUUUCGUUUUCCUCCAGCCCCUUCUUCGCCACCCAGG
Molecule: messenger RNA, 2415 nt
Organism: Ascoidea rubescens DSM 1968
Lineage: Eukaryota; Fungi; Ascomycota; Saccharomycetes; Ascoideales; Ascoideaceae
Product: cyclin-domain-containing protein
Exons: 2
Coding region: 166-2301 (711 amino acids)
Biological process (GO): regulation of cyclin-dependent protein serine/threonine kinase activity
Cellular component (GO): cyclin-dependent protein kinase holoenzyme complex; nucleus
Molecular function (GO): protein kinase binding; cyclin-dependent protein serine/threonine kinase regulator activity
Source: RefSeq, a predicted model, not a curated record